CAUCUUAUAUUUCUCACAAGUGAUCCCAAAGUUACACGUAGAUGUAUUUGAAUGAGAUCCCUCUUAAAUCCUAUUUUACCCUUCAACAUAGGCCUUGCACUUCAUAACCGUUUUUCGAACUUGAUCUACCUCUGCACCUCCAUAACUCUCUCUCCAAAUUCACUGGAAUAUAUCUCCAACAAACCCAUCCAUGAAAUUGCUUUCUCUAUCUAUUCCUUCUUGCAAAAAUGCACCAGCCUCAGUUGUCUCAAGAAAGCCCAUGCCAAGACCUUUGCUUUUGGUCUCCAACAUGACACACAUUUACAAACCAAAUUGGCCAUUUUGUACAUUUCAUUUAACCGCCUUGAUAUCACAAGCAUUUUAUUUGAAUGUAUGCCAAAUCCAUGUAGCUACUUUUGGAAUAUUAUGAUAAGGGCAUAUGUCAAUGAAGGCCGAUUUCGCAGAUCAUUAGAACUCUACCGAAUGAUGAUGGAAAAAGGUCAAAGACCAGACAAAUUUGCUUUUCCUUUUGCACUAAAAUCUUGUGCAGGAUUAUCUGAUAUGCAGAUGGGAAAGCUAAUUCACCAGCAUUUAGUGUGUUGUGGGUGUAGUAAUGACCUUUUCGUUAAUGCUGCUUUGGUUGAUAUGUAUGCAAAAUGUGGUGACAUAGAAGCUGCCCGGCUUGUGUUCGAUAAAAUGGCAGUAAGAGAUUUGGUUUCUUGGACAUCAAUGAUAUCGGGGUAUGCUCACAAUGGUUAUAGUACAGAGACGUUGGAGUUCUUUGAUCUCAUGCGUGGUUCGGGAGUAAAACCAAAUAGGGUAAGUAUUCUGAGUGUUCUUUUAGCAUGUAGUAAUCUAGGAGCUCUGAGGAAAGGACAAUGGUUGCAUAAUUAUGUAAUUAAAACCGGUUUUGAGUCCGAUAUCUUGGUUGCAACUUCUAUUAUGGAUAUGUAUGCAAAGUGUGGGAAUUUGGGUUUGGCGCGUACUUUAUUUGAUGAAACACGAGGAAAAGAUGUUGUUUGCUGGAGUGCGAUGAUUGCAAGCUAUGGAAUUCAUGGUCAUGGAAGGCAGGCAAUUGAUCUUUUUAAUCAAAUGGUGAAAAAUGGGGUAAGGCCAAAUCAUAUAACAUUCACUUGUAUUCUCUCAGCUUGCAGCCAUUCGAGGUUAUUAGAAGAAGGCAAGAGGUAUUUUCACUUGAUGAGAGAGGAAUUUGGAGUUGCACCAAAACUAAGUAACUAUACAUGUAUGGUGGAUCUUCUUGGCCGCGCAGGACAACUUUCAGAAGCACAAGAACUCAUAGAAACUAUGCCAGUGGAACCCGAUGCUAGUAUUUGGGGAUCUUUGCUCGGUGCUUGCCGAAUUUAUGGGAAUCUAGAUUUAGCAGAGAGGGUUGCAGAUCGCAUUUUUCAGCUGGAUCCCUUUCAUGCUGGUUAUCAUGUUCUACUUUCUAACAUCUAUGCUGCUAAAUCUAGAUGGAAUGAAGUCGAGAAGAUCAGGAAGAUGAUGGCUCAGCGAGGCUCCAAUAAAGUUCAGGGAUUUAGUUUGAUAGAGUUUGAUAAUCUGGUUCAUAAAUUUGGAGUAGGAGACAGGUCAAAUCCUCAGUCAGAGAAGAUCUACUCUCUUCUUGACGAGUUGGCAGCUCCAAUGAGACGCUUGGGUUAUGUCCCCUUGACAGACUUUGUGCUUCAUGAUAUUGAAGAUGAAGCAAAAGAAGUGGCACUUGCCUACCACAGUGAGAGGUUGGCCAUUGCAUUCGGAAUCAUCAAUACUAGUCCUGGGACUACUCUUCGAAUCACAAAGAAUCUAAGGAUUUGUGGUGACUGUCACAAUGCCAUUAAGUUCAUCUCAAAGAUUGUGAAUCGAGUCAUCACUGUAAGAGAUAUGCAUCGCUUUCACCAUUUUGAGGAUGGAGGUUGUUCUUGUGGAGACUACUGGUAAGAUAUCAGUAUAUUUUAGUUGUGACUACAUACAUAGAUGAUAGGGUUCUGUUGACAGCUUCUGUUACCUUCUUUUUCAAUAGAAGAUGUAACACUCAAAUCUCAGCUCGAAGAUUGAAUCGUGAUAGUGAUUGAGGAUACCACAUUCUUACUUUAAAGAUAAAAGUAGGGGAAGCCAAAGGAAUUCAGAUGACAUGUUACCAAAGCUACUCAACUUGGAAAGUAAAAAAUCGAACUUAAAAAAUUAGAGUUAUCCAAGGAUGGUCUUCAUAAUCGACAGAUUUCAAAUUGUAAUAAUAUUUGCCCACUUAUGAAUGAGAAGGAUUGAUUAGCAGGCUUCUGGAUUUUCUUGUGAAUCCAAGUUGAACUAAUUAUAUACUAUGUAUGCUUGUUAUUUAGAUUAGAAAUGGUAAAACACUUUUUUCUUUGUUUGUCUGAA
Cornus florida is the source of this 2355-nucleotide messenger RNA. RefSeq names its product pentatricopeptide repeat-containing protein At4g21065-like. The record is from RefSeq and is a predicted model, not a curated record. The transcript has a single exon. Lineage: Eukaryota; Viridiplantae; Streptophyta; Magnoliopsida; Cornales; Cornaceae. The coding region runs from base 52 to 1917 and encodes 621 amino acids. Gene Ontology annotation, molecular function: RNA binding; zinc ion binding; protein binding. Gene Ontology annotation, biological process: RNA modification.